Molecule: messenger RNA, 993 nt
Organism: Camelus dromedarius (Arabian camel)
Lineage: Eukaryota; Metazoa; Chordata; Mammalia; Artiodactyla; Camelidae
Product: olfactory receptor 10A7
Exons: 1
Coding region: 1-993 (330 amino acids)
Biological process (GO): G protein-coupled receptor signaling pathway
Cellular component (GO): membrane
Molecular function (GO): G protein-coupled receptor activity; olfactory receptor activity
Source: RefSeq, a predicted model, not a curated record
AUGCCGGCGGCCUGGGCUCCCCCGGGCGCCCCCGCGGCCCCGCCCGCGGCCAACCGGAGCUCGGCCGGCGACUUCGCGCUGCUGGGCUUCGCGCACCUGCCCGCGCUGCGCCCGCUGCUCGCCGCGCUCUCCCUGCCCGCGUUCCUGCUCGCGCUGCUGGGCAACGCGCUCAUCGCGCUGCUGACCGCGCGGGACCCGGCCCUGCGCGCGCCCAUGUACUUCUUCCUGCGCCAGUUGGCCCUGCUGGAGCUCUGCUUCUCGCUGGACGUUGUGCCCCGGCUGCUGGUGACCCUGCUGCGGCCCGGGCUGGGCGUGUCCCCCGCCGGCUGCGCCCUGCAGCUGCUCCUGGUGCUGUCGUGCGUCACGUCCGAGUGCUUCCUCCUGACCGCCAUGGCCUGGGACCGCUACGUGGCCAUCUGCAGGCCCCUGCGCUACGGCGCCAUCAUGAGCCCCCGCCUCUGCCACCUGCUGGCCGCCGCGUGCUGGCUGGCCGGAGUCCCCGUGUCGCUGGUCUUCACCGCCUGGCUCUUCCGCUUCCCUUUCUGCGGGCCACGUGGCAUCCGCCACUUCUUCUGUGACAUCGCUCCUCUGCUGAGCCUGGUGUGUGCGGACACCAGGCUCUUCGAAGCCAACGUGUUGGCGGCCACAGUGCUGGUCAUCAUGGUUCCCUUCUGUCUGAUAGCCACGUCCUACGUCGGGAUCUUGGCCACUGUGCUACGGAUGCCGUCCGCCAGGGGGCGCCACAAGGCCCUGUCCACGUGUGCCUCCCACCUCGUUGUGGUGGUUCUGUUUUACGGCACAACAGGGGUCAUCCACCUGCGACCCAAGGCCAGCUACUCGCCGGAGAGCAAGCAGGUGGUGUCCCUGUCCUACACCCUGGUGACCCCCAUGCUCAACCCCCUCAUCUACAGCCUUCGGAACAAGGAGGUGAAGGCUGCCCUGGGGCGUCUGUUUGUCCAAAGAAGAGGGACCCACAUUCCAUCCCCUUUCUGA